Molecule: messenger RNA, 1104 nt
Organism: Meriones unguiculatus (Mongolian gerbil)
Lineage: Eukaryota; Metazoa; Chordata; Mammalia; Rodentia; Muridae
Product: olfactory receptor 6C6-like
Exons: 2
Coding region: 1-1104 (367 amino acids)
Biological process (GO): G protein-coupled receptor signaling pathway
Cellular component (GO): membrane
Molecular function (GO): G protein-coupled receptor activity; olfactory receptor activity
Source: RefSeq, a predicted model, not a curated record
AUGAAGAACCAGUCAGCAGAGAUUGUGUUCAUUUUGCUUGGACUGACUGAUGACCCUCAGCUACAAAUCCUGAUUUUCCUGUUUCUGUUUUUCAAUUACAUCUUGAGCAUGAUGGGGAACUUAGUGAUCAUCCUCCUCACCCUGCUGGAUCCCCACCUCAAGACUCCAAUGUACUUCUUCCUCCGGAAUUUCUCCUUCUUGGAAAUUGCAUUCACAUCUUCCUGUAUUCCACGAUUCUUAACCAGCAUUUUCACUGGAGACAAAACAAUUUCUUAUGGAGCUUGUCUAACUCAAUUAUUUUUUUUCUUUCUAUUACUAAUUACAGAAUUCUAUCUCCUGGCUGCCAUGUCCUUCGAUCGCUAUGUUGCCAUCUGCAGACCACUGCACUACCCCAUCAUCAUGAACAGCAAAGUGUGCCACCUGCUGGUCCUCAGCUCCUGGGUGACUGGGUUCUUAUCCAUCUUCCCCCCUUUGAUGUUGGGACUGAAGCUGGAAUUCUGUGCUUCCAAAAUGAUAGAUCACUUUCUAUGUGACACGUCUCCUGUCCUGCAGCUGUCUUGCACAGACACACGUUUCAUAGAAUGGAUGGCUUUUGUCAUAGCUGUAAUGACACUUGUCAUCACCUUGAUCUUAGUGAUCCUCUCCUACACACUCAUCAUCAAAACCAUCUUAAAGUUCCCUUCAGCUCAACAACGGAGAAAGGCCUUUUCCACCUGCUCCUCCCACAUGGUUGUGGUCUCCAUAACGUAUGGAAGUUGUAUCUUCAUGUACAUGAAAACAUCAGCCAAGGAAAGGGUGACUUUAAAUAAAGGUGUGGCUGUGCUCAACACUUCUGUGGCCCCUUUGCUAAACCCUUUUAUCUACACCCUAAGGAACCAGCAGGUGAAGGAUGCUUUCAGGCAGUUGCUUCACAGGCUGUGUUCUCAAAACAGUGAAUUACUUUCUCCUGGGCACCUGGCCUUCGAUCCCUGGCCAAUAUCUAAUGAGAUGUUGACCAGACCGGAUCGCUCUCUCCAGAGACCCGCCUUCUCCUGGGACGCCAUUAGAAGGCCUCGUCUCUUUCGGCUCCCAAUGGAUAACACCCAUAACCACAUCCCUACAUAG